AUGACAUCGGUCGUUGAAGAACGUGCGAACAGCUUGGGAUUUCUCGUGCGUGUCUUCCGCGAGAAAGGCAUCGGGAGCGGGGUCCACUCGGUCGAGUGUUCGCUCACCGGCUUCCGCGAAGCUCCUGAGCUUCAAUCUGAACCGUUUCCUACGACAAGCAACGAGUUCAGCAUGAUUUGGCCACGCGACGACGCUUCGGUGCGCGAGGCAUUCAAGAACGACAUUGACAAUGUGCAUCUGCUGUACGACUACGAUGCCGAGAACCCCGAGACGGGCGCACCGGAAAAGUGGCGCUACGAAAUGUGGUUCCGCUCGGAAAAUCGCAUUGUCUACGCCAUCCAUGGAGGACCGAUGGCGGGUCGACUGAACUAUCAGACUGCCGACUACCAGUGCAUCCGACCGGGUGAGCUGUGGCAAUGCAACUGGCUCGAAGAGACGGGAACGACUUGCUCGUUGGUGUACGACAUCAAGAAGCAAAAGAUCACCACCAUGCUCAACUUUUCCAAGGGCCACUGGGAGAAGCCGCAGGAGGCGCAUGGCGAUAAGCGCAACCCGGAAGACUUUGAGCGAUGGCGCAACCUCGCCAAGAUCGGAAUCCAGACCGACCGACACAUCCUCAACGACCAGGCCACCAUCCUCGAAUCCUUCCGCGGUGCUGGCGACCUCAAGGACAUCGACCUCAACGCUCCCACCCUCUAG
This is a messenger RNA of Moesziomyces antarcticus, 699 nucleotides long. RefSeq names its product phenolic acid decarboxylase, bacterial. The record is from RefSeq and is a predicted model, not a curated record. The transcript is spliced from 5 exons. NCBI's taxonomy places the organism in Eukaryota, Fungi, Basidiomycota, Ustilaginomycetes, Ustilaginales, Ustilaginaceae. Gene Ontology annotation, molecular function: carboxy-lyase activity. Bases 1 to 699 code for a protein of 232 amino acids.